Alternaria rosae is the source of this 813-nucleotide messenger RNA. RefSeq lists its product as uncharacterized. NCBI's taxonomy places the organism in Eukaryota, Fungi, Ascomycota, Dothideomycetes, Pleosporales, Pleosporaceae. The record is from RefSeq and is a predicted model, not a curated record. Bases 23 to 391 code for a protein of 122 amino acids. The transcript is spliced from 4 exons.
AUAUACGCAGAAAACCAUCGUCAUGUCUUCUCUAUCUCGUCGUGCGUGCUUCAAGUGCGGAAACGUCGGCCACUACGCCGGUAAGCCAUACCCGCGCAUCUGCUCGGCGCGCGCUGCAGUCGCAUUGCCGGGACAUGCAUCGCGAACAUCGUCUCUUGAUGCGGUACCUGCAUCGCGUGACCCCGAGCAAUGUGGCAGCUUCCAUAAGGGAAAUGCGACUAACAUGGAUGCGCAGAGGUCUGCUCUUCGUCUGAGAGGCUCUGCUACAACUGCAAGCAGCCAGGCCACGAGUCCAACGGAUGCCCGCACCCGCGCACCACCGAGACCAAGCAGUGCUACCACUGCCAGGGUCUUGGACACGUCCAGGCUGACUGCCCAACUCUGCGCCUGAGCGGAGCCGGCACAAGCGGACGCUGCUACAGCUGCGGUAUCGCCGGCCACCUUGCUCGCAACUGCCCCAACCCUGGAAUGGGUCGCGGCGCCGGUGCUCCCCGUGGAGGGUACGGAGGAGGUUUCCGUGGCGGCUUCGCUGGCGGCGCUCGCCCGGCCACCUGCUACAAAUGCGGUGGACCUAACCACUUUGCCCGCGACUGCCAGGCCCAAGCCAUGAAGUGCUAUGCCUGCGGCAAGCUGGGCCACAUCUCCCGUGACUGCACUGCUCCCAACGGCGGCCCAUUGAACACUGCCGGCAAGACCUGCUACCGCUGCGGCGAGACCGGUCAUAUCUCCCGCGACUGCACACAGGCUGAGGUCAAUGGCGAUGCCCCCGUUGCUCCUGUCGCUGCUGCCCCCGUCCCGGCCGCUGCCCCCACC